AUGGAUGUUGUCAAAGAAGGUUUCGUGAAAAUCAAGAGUAAACGUUAUGGAAUUUGGUGGCAAAGAUGGUUGGUACUUUACCGAGCAACCAGCAAAGGUACAACACGAUUAUCUGUCUAUUCCAACAACAAAGCUACAAAAGACAAACCAAAAGCUUCCCUUUCAGUGCAGUCCAUCCAAACAGUUCUACGAUUGAGCAGCAAAGUUAAAAAAUAUGCUAUUGCAAUUGUAACAAAAGACAAUUAUUCAUGGGAAUUGUCGUUUGAAACAGAAAGUGAUGCUGAAGAUUGGUUAAAUGCUGUGUUACUUGAACAACAGAAACGUGGUGUUGCUAAGUUCUUCUCUUCUCCUGGUGUCCACAAUAGAGUUCAAUCUGACCUUGACACAGACCAAUAUGAUAUCUAUCCAGUGUGUCCAAUGGCAUAUACUCAAUUGGGAGAUUUCCAUGGAGAAUGUUUGAUGGUGCUGACACCAGAAUCUAUUCAUCUGCUUGAUGCUGAUCAACCAUCAAAUUAUCUGGUUUCUUGGAAAAUUAAACACCUUCGUAAAUUUGGACUUAAUGCUGGACGCCUUCUCAUAGAAACUGGAAAAAAUUGCCCAAGUGGAGAUAAUGUCUUUGUGUUCACAAGCAUCUACAGUGAAGAAAUCUAUGAUCGAUUGCGCCAACAUGCACAUGUGUUAGCUCGUAGUGUGGUGCUGAAUAACUGGCCUCAUUCUGAUUCAGUUUUGUCUUUGGAUUCUACACAUAAUGAAUCUUCCUAA
This is a messenger RNA of Acanthosepion pharaonis, 762 nucleotides long. Lineage: Eukaryota; Metazoa; Mollusca; Cephalopoda; Sepiida; Sepiidae. The record is from the annotation of a GenBank genome assembly.